AGUGGUUCUUGGUGUUUAAAACUCCUGUCUACGUUAAAACAGCGGAAGGUUUUGGUUGCGUGCUGUCCCUAAAGUUGCUAAAUGUGCCAUGAAGAGUAUGGGCGCUCAUAUUAAAUGGUGCCAUAUUUGCCAGACACCUGGCAACGUGCAGCAGUUGGAGGAGCUGGAGGAGCUCUUACCCCCUGGAUAUAACCAUCUGCUGUGUGUGAAGGAGGAUGAGUUUCGAGCCCAUUUAAAAGUGCAGCUCUCCACUAAAGAGGAGGUGGAGAAAUGGCUCGAGGAGUUUCAGAAUUCCUCCACUUUAACAUGGAGGAAGGCCAGAACGUAUCCGGAGUCAGCGCGGUACAACGUGUAUAGAGUUGAUCUCAGAUGUCAACAUAAAACCUACUCAUCUGGCAAAAACUCGAGAAACACCAACUGCCCUGCCACACUCUUCCUUGUCCUCAAAAGAAGCAUGGAGGACAGGAGGUCAAGGUCGACAGAUCGCCACAUGGCGGAGGGUUACCUCCUGUAUGUCAACCUGAGGAACGAGCACAACCACAGCCUCGCUGGCGCCGACGCCCUCAGGAAGAGGGAUGUGUCUGCCAUCACCAUUGAAAGGCUGACUGAGCUCUUUGAGAAAGGUCAUUCUCCGUCCUCUGCUCUCGAUACCAUCAAAUACGACCUGCAGGAGGAAGAGGGAGAAGAUUAUUUCUAUGCAGCAGCAGACCGGGCCGUCUGCCCAGACCUCCAGUUCUGCUACAGGCUAUACUACAAAAUAUUCCAGAAAUCAUAUGGUGCCCCUUCUGGAGAGAAGCUGGUGGUAGAGCUGCGAGAGCGCCUCGCCAGGUACAACGAGGAGCAGGGCUGCGUCUGUGCUCAGAUAGAACAGACCAGCGACGGCCAGCAGCUUGUGGCCAUUUGCACCCCUGUGAUGCAGCGGGUCCACACAAGGGUGCAGCAGAGUGGAGAGAUGGUCUUUGUGGAUUCCUCGGGGAAUUGCAACAGGAAAACCCCCCGCCUUUUACUGUUUGUAAGCCCCUCUGCUGCAGGGGGACUGCCUCUCGGCGUGCUGAUCACCACAUCAGAGAGUGCUGCCACUCUAAGCGCUGGGAUGGCCCUGCUGAAACGCCUCCUCCCUCCUGCUGCUUUCUUUGGCCGCGGAGACCACGGUCCACAGGCAUUCAUGACCGGGGACUGUUCAGCUCUGCGACAGGCGCUUGCCACGGUCUACCCUGGAGCCAGCCUCAUGUUGUGCACCUUCCAUCUGCUCCAGGCGAUGUGGAGAUGGCUGUGGAACAGCCAUAAUGGCAUAAAAGAAGAAGAACGCCCACAGCUGCUAAAUGGAUUCCGAGGUCUUGUGUAUGCCAGAACAGCAGAAGAGCUGUCUGCAGCCUACGCCGCGCUGUGUGCUGAUCCCCUGGCAUCAAAACACAAGAACUUUAUGAAAAGCUUGCUGGAGGUGUAUGGGAGGCGGCAGGAGUGGGCACUGUGCUUGCAUGGCAACAACACCAACAACUAUGUUGAAAGUGCUGUGAGGAUUGUCAAAGACAAGGUCCUUCACAGGUUGAAGUCCCACAACCUGACCCAGCUGGUGGACUUCAUCACCACGCGCUUGGAGGCAUACUACAUCCGCCGCCUCACUGAUUACGCCAACAACCGGCUGAUUAACCUCUCAGCCCCCAAGUGUGAUGAUGUGGACUGCCAGAAAAUUGUCCAGGAGGAUGAAGUCAACUUUCUGGUGCCCAGUGCAUCAGCGGGUGGCUGGUACCACGUCAAUACAGGACUGAGCUGCUGCACCUGCCCUGUUGGCAAGACGGGCGCACCCUGCAAGCACCAGGGUGCCGUGGUGCAAACGUUUGGUGGGAGUGAGACCCCCCCACUAACAAGCACACCUCCUCUCAGGAAGCUCUGCUAUGAAAUAGCUUCAGGAGGGACCGCUCCAGAUGACUGGUUUGUUCCUGUGGAGCCAAAGUCAGUGUUGGGGACCGAGUCUUUGGAGAAGGAGCUGGACGGCAUUUUUGGGAUCCUCAAAAAGAAACUACAGGAGGACACAACCUUCCAGGCACCUCUUCAGUCAUUUGUAGACAACUUUAAAAAAAUGAAAUCGGACAGUGCUGUCCAGUCAGCUUUGUUCUCCUUCGGAAAGACCAGCUGUGUGCCUACCAGGGUCCACGCCACACCAAGGGCAGUUCUGCAGACGAACACUGAGGUUGGUGUGUGUUUGGGGGGGAGAAGAGCUCUCGGAGCUGACAGACCUCCAAAGAGCUCCAGGAGAGACCACCCCUACACAAAGGGAGGAGGAGACAAAGCUGAGCCACACAGCCUGUCUCACUGUGUGCAGGAGAACACCUCCCUGGGGAAAACCCACUAGUUACAGUACACACACACACACACACACACACACACACACACACACACACACACACACACACACACACACAC
Molecule: messenger RNA, 2424 nt
Organism: Perca flavescens (yellow perch)
Lineage: Eukaryota; Metazoa; Chordata; Actinopteri; Perciformes; Percidae
Exons: 9
Coding region: 89-2353 (754 amino acids)
Molecular function (GO): zinc ion binding
Source: RefSeq, a predicted model, not a curated record